UGUUUAUACCAAGUUCCUCAAUCGCAAAAGUAACCAUCACUCGCAGUCAAAAGAAGAACAUUUUAAUGUUUUCUCUGAUGAAUCCCAUCCUGUCUAGACAAAUCUCUUCUUUAUUUACAUCAGUAAAUCACCAGAUGUGAGGAGGGUGAAACGCUGUCAUGAAAAAAGUGUUGCCUUUGGUUUUCCUGUUUCAACUUUAUGGUCAAAGUUUGUGCCAAAAUGGAACCAGACCCAACAUUGUGAUGGUGAUGAGUGAUGCAUUUGAUGGGCGAUUGACCUUUGACCCUGGCAGCAAAGUUGUGCGGCUGCCAUAUGUAAACUACCUCAGGGAGCUUGGUACCACAUUCCUCAAUGCUUACACCAACUCACCCAUCUGCUGCCCCUCAAGAGCAGCCAUGUGGAGCGGUCAGUUUGUUCACCUCACUCAGUCAUGGAACAACUACAAGUGCCUGGAUGCUAACGCAACAACAUGGAUGGAUUUGCUGGAGGCAAAUGGAUAUCUUACCAAGAUGAUGGGCAAGCUGGACUACACCUCAGGGAGUCACUCUGUCAGUAAUCGAGUUGAGGCCUGGACACGCGAUGUUCAGUUCCUCCUGCGCCAGGAGGGCCGACCUGUUACGCAACUUGCUGGGAACAUGUCAACAGUAAGGGUCAUGAGAAAAGACUGGGAAAACACAGACAAGGCUACGCAGUGGAUUCAACAGAGAGCUGCAUCCUCACACCAGCCCUUUGCUCUUUACCUUGGCCUCAAUUUACCUCACCCCUAUAAAACUGAAUCCUUGGGGCCCACUGCUGGAGGAUCCACCUUCCUCACCUCACCAUACUGGCUGGGAAAGGUGUCUUCUGAGCUCAUCACUGUUCCUAAAUGGCUGCCUAUGGCGGCCAUGCACCCGGUUGACUUCUACUCUACCUUCACCAAAAACUGCAGUGGUGUUUUCACAGAGGAGGAAGUCAAAAGCAUAAGGGCCUUCUAUUAUGCCAUGUGUGCUGAAGCAGAUGCCAUGCUGGGCCAGGUGAUUUCAGCUCUGAGGGAGACUGGCCAGCUUAACAACACUGUUGUGAUUUUCACGGCUGACCACGGAGAGCUAGCAAUGGAGCACCGGCAGUUCUACAAGAUGUCAAUGUUUGAAGGAAGCUCCCAUGUUCCCCUGCUGAUCAUGGGACCUGGGCUGAUGUCUGGCCUGCAAGUCAACCAGCUUGUGUCUUUGGUUGAUCUCUAUCCUACUGUGCUGGACAUUGCUGGUAUUUCGGCAGUAGGUAUUCUCAGUGGCCACUCGCUCCUUCCACUGCUGUCCAAGGCCAGAUCUUUUUCCAAGAAGCGACAUCCAGACUGGGUUCUGAGUGAAUAUCAUGGUUGUAAUGUCAAUGCCUCUACAUACAUGCUGAGAAGUGGCCGGUGGAAAUAUAUUGCAUAUGCUGAUGGCCUGAGUGUCCCUCCCCAGCUUUUUGACGUAACACUGGACAAGGAAGAACUUCAUAAUGUAGUUAUCAAAUUCCCAGAUGUGCGGGCACAUCUGGACAAGCUACUGCGUAGCAUUGUAGACUAUCCAAAAGUCUCUAACGCUGUCCACCUCUACAAUAAAGAAGCAUUUGGUGCCUGGCGCCACAGUUUGGAGAGAAACUACAGCCAGGUCAUUGCUAACCUCAGGUGGCAUGUGGAUUGGCAGAAAGAUGCAUUAGCCAAUGAGAGAGCUAUUGACAAAUGGCUCAAUGGCUCUUUGUGAUAUUGUUUUACAGUUGUAAGGAUGGUUAACUUUAAGGUGUCUGGGUUUUUUAAAUGAGCUGGGCUCAACUUGGACUGGUGGCUCUAUGGAUCUGUAAUAGUUUUAAUGGAUGGAUAAUCUCAGAGUAUGCUUUUUUUAAUGUCCUAGGCUCACCAUUUAAUUAAAUCUUCACUUAUGCUCAUAUGUCACAUCUCUGAUACACAGACUUUUUAACUGGGAAUUACAUGUAACAUGACCAUGACAUGUAUACUAUAGUCAUGUACAAGUAUCUUAAAUUAUUUCCAUUAUUCAUUUCUUAAUUCAUUCAUUUUUUCUAACAUUCUUUUGAUCAAAUUUGAUUUUCAAAAAGAAAAUAAACAGUUUCUUAAUUACCUUCA
Messenger RNA from Dicentrarchus labrax (European seabass), 2101 nucleotides. It is a transcript of the gene arsk, whose product is annotated as arylsulfatase family, member K. The record is from RefSeq and is a predicted model, not a curated record. Lineage: Eukaryota; Metazoa; Chordata; Actinopteri; Moronidae. The transcript has 8 exons. The coding region runs from base 159 to 1724 and encodes 521 amino acids.